AUGACUUCAGAAGUCUAUCGCUACUACUACAUCCCGUGCAAGGGCGAGCUGAUGGAGGUGGAUCAGAUGGGCGAGGGAUACCUGGGGCAGCCAUAUCUGCAGAACUACCUGCCCCUCGUGCCACACGGCUAUGACGGCUCGUUCUCGGAUGGGUGGCACACGCCAAGUCCGGGCAGCAUGAGAUCGUCCAGUCCGGAGUAUAUUGAUUUAAAUCCGCCACCUCAAUUUGGCCUCCCAUGCAAAACCGCGCCGCCAAUUGAUUCGCUCACGAAAGGGAAGCGGCGAAAUUAUCGAAAGCACCAGCCCGCGAUUAUUUCGGUCACGAAAGACACCGCUGAUGAGGGCGCGAAGAAGAGCGGCGGCGAGAAUCUGGUCGUGGCGGUGUUGGAUGAAUCACCUCUGGCCAUUGAGCAGGAGCUCCUCACCGAGGACAGUGGUGACGAGGCGCUGUUUGACGUGACGGACUACCCAAGCAGCACGGACGGUGUGGAUGGCGGCAAGAAGAGACGUGGGAAGCAAGUGUCACCGGUGGUGAAGCGCAAGAGGCGUCUGGCGGCGAAUGCACGUGAGCGAAAGCGCAUGAGGACACUAAACUCAGCCUUCGACCGGCUGCGACAGUAUUUGCCAUCGCUGGGCAAUGAUCGACAGCUCUCGAAGCACGAGACACUGCAAAUGGCCCAGACGUACAUCACAGCCUUGUGGGAACUGCUCCAGUGAAACAUCCCGGGCGUCCGUGACAUCCGCAUCAGUAUUAAGUCUGGCCAAAUCAAAACAUCAUCCCUGUUGCCAUUCAAAUUGUUAUUCGUACGUUAGUUAACUAUCAAUCGCGUCUAUUUAUUGCCAUAAUUAUAUUAUUUUAUAUUCGCUCGCCAUGACAAGAAUGGAAUCCCUAAGAAUAGUGUUGCUCAACUCUAGUUUGUUAUUUGAAAUAAAUUAUGUUGAAAUGAAAUGUUUUUCGACGAAACACUUUGUAACUGCUAUUGAUAUUUAAAAAUUAUACAAGAAAUUAUAUUGCAUUAUGUAGGUGAAAUUGUGUUAUCGCUCUUCUUUGUGGUCUUCGCCCUUGUCUCCUUGGGAGAAACCGAAUCCUUUUGUUCUCCUCACCACAUUGCGCCAGGUAAAGAAAUUCUCAAAUAGCAGGUCCACUUUUUUCAGUCUGCCGCAUCGUCGUUAUUU
This is a messenger RNA of Phlebotomus argentipes, 1176 nucleotides long. RefSeq names its product protein atonal. NCBI's taxonomy places the organism in Eukaryota, Metazoa, Arthropoda, Insecta, Diptera, Psychodidae. The transcript has a single exon. Bases 1 to 717 code for a protein of 238 amino acids. The record is from RefSeq and is a predicted model, not a curated record. Gene Ontology annotation, molecular function: protein dimerization activity.